AGGCAAAGGGGGGGCUUGGAGCACAGAGCGGUUUGGUCGUUCGUUGGAGGGUCCUCUUUUCUUUGCUCGGCGACUGCGGCUCUUCAUUGGGGAGCAGGAGCGGCGCGACGAUCGGAGAAGCGGCCUAAGACUUCGGCGUUGGGUAAAAGAAAAUGGCCCGAACCAAGCAGACUGCUCGUAAAUCUACGGGUGGGAAAGCGCCCCGUAAGCAGCUGGCCACUAAAGCCGCCAGGAAAAGUGCUCCCUCUACUGGCGGGGUGAAAAAGCCUCAUCGCUACAGGCCCGGGACCGUUGCGCUUCGAGAGAUCCGUCGUUACCAGAAAUCGACCGAGCUUCUGAUCCGGAAGCUGCCUUUCCAGAGGUUGGUGAGGGAGAUCGCCCAGGAUUUCAAAACCGAUCUGAGGUUUCAGAGUGCCGCCAUUGGUGCGCUGCAGGAGGCCAGUGAAGCGUACCUGGUGGGUUUAUUUGAAGAUACUAAUCUGUGUGCCAUCCACGCUAAGAGAGUCACCAUCAUGCCCAAAGACAUCCAGUUGGCUCGCCGGAUACGGGGAGAGAGAGCUUAAGUGAAGGCAGUUUUUAUGGUGUUUUGUAGUAAAUUCUGUAAAAUACUUUGGUUUAAUUUGUGACUUUUUUUGUAAGAAAUUGUUUAUAAUAUGUUGCAUUUGUACUUAAGUCAUUCCAUCUUUCACUCAGGAUGAAUGCGAAAAGUGACUGUUCACAGACCUCAGUGAUGUGAGCACUGUUGCUCAGGAGUGACAAGUUGCUAAUAUGCAGAAGGGAUGGGUGAUAUUUCUUGCUUCUCAUGAUGCAUGUUUCUGUAUGUUAAUGACUUGUUGGGUAGCUAUUAAGGUACUAGAAUUGAUAAAUGUGUACAGGGUCCUUUUGCAAUAAAACUGGUUAUGACUUGAUCCAAGUGUUUAACAAUUGGGGCUGUUAAGUCUGACCAUACAUCACUGUGAUAGAAUGUGGGCUUUUUCAAGGGUGAAGAUACAAGUCUUAACCACAGUGUAACUUACAGUUUCCUUAAAAAAAAAAAAAAAAAAAAAAGUAAAACUGGCAG
Molecule: messenger RNA, 1060 nt
Organism: Panthera uncia (snow leopard)
Lineage: Eukaryota; Metazoa; Chordata; Mammalia; Carnivora; Felidae
Product: histone H3.3A
Exons: 4
Coding region: 153-563 (136 amino acids)
Cellular component (GO): nucleosome
Molecular function (GO): DNA binding; protein heterodimerization activity; structural constituent of chromatin
Source: RefSeq, a predicted model, not a curated record